Molecule: messenger RNA, 3880 nt
Organism: Glossina fuscipes
Lineage: Eukaryota; Metazoa; Arthropoda; Insecta; Diptera; Glossinidae
Gene: PCB
Product: pyruvate carboxylase, mitochondrial
Exons: 8
Coding region: 98-3691 (1197 amino acids)
Biological process (GO): pyruvate metabolic process; gluconeogenesis
Cellular component (GO): cytoplasm
Molecular function (GO): pyruvate carboxylase activity; ATP binding; metal ion binding
Source: RefSeq, a predicted model, not a curated record
CACCCCGCAACAAAUAAAGUUAAUUUAUAACCGACGACUGCCAUUCACUUUUUAGUUGUAUAAAAUUAAGUAAUAAGGUUCCCUAAAGUUCGUAGAUAUGCUGCUUGCUAUCGCCAACUCGGCUGUUAAGUCUCUGCGUCAGACAACACCACGAGUGCGAGUCUUUCUAAUAAGCAAAAAUGCCUACUCUAGUCAGGUCGAGUAUAAACCCAUACGUUCGGUUCUGGUGGCGAAUCGCGGAGAAAUCGCGAUUCGUGUUUUUCGUGCGUGCACUGAACUGGGUAUUAAAUCGGUAGCCAUUUAUUCGGAGCAAGAUAAAAUGCACAUGCAUCGUCAAAAAGCCGAUGAAUCAUAUCUGGUGGGCAAGGGCUUGCCACCGGUUGAGGCCUAUUUGAACAUUCCAGAAAUUAUACGUGUUUGCAAAGAGAACGAUGUGGAUGCUGUGCAUCCUGGUUAUGGCUUUCUUUCGGAGCGUAGUGAUUUCGCACAAGCAGUUAUUGAUGCAGGACUACGUUUCAUUGGUCCGUCACCGAAAGUAGUACAGCAGAUGGGUGAUAAAGUGGCUGCCCGUACAGCAGCUAUUGAGGCUGGCGUACCUAUUGUACCCGGCACAGAUGGUCCGGUGACUACCAAAGAUGAAGCUGUUGAGUUCUGCAAAAAACACGGUUUGCCAGUAAUCUUCAAAGCUGCUUACGGUGGAGGCGGUCGCGGCAUGCGUGUCGUCCGUAAAAUGGAGGAGGUAGGAGAAAUGUUUGAACGUGCAAGCUCUGAGGCUAAGGCUGCUUUCGGUAAUGGUGCUAUGUUUAUUGAGAAGUUUAUCGAACGGCCACGUCACAUUGAGGUCCAACUAUUGGGAGACAAAGCAGGAAAUGUUGUGCAUUUGUACGAACGUGAUUGCUCAGUUCAGCGUCGUCAUCAAAAGGUGGUAGAAAUUGCCCCCGCUCCCCGUUUGCCUGUCGAAGUUCGAAAUAAAAUGACAGACGCGGCGGUACGUUUAGCUAAACACGUUGGUUAUGAAAAUGCGGGCACCGUGGAAUUUUUGUGUGAUGAAUCAGGCAAUUUUUACUUUAUUGAGGUCAAUGCUCGUUUGCAAGUCGAGCACACAGUCACCGAAGAAAUUACCGACAUUGAUUUGGUGCAGUCACAAAUUCGCGUUGCCGAAGGCAUGACGCUACCUGAGUUAGGUUACACACAAGAUAAAAUUCAACCGCGAGGCUUUGCUAUCCAGUGCCGUGUGACAACAGAAGAUCCUGCCAAUGAUUUCCAACCAAGCACAGGACGCUUAGAAGUAUUCCGUUCGGGCGAGGGCAUGGGCAUACGUUUGGAUAGUGCCUCCGCUUUUGCUGGUGCUAUCAUUUCGCCCUACUACGAUUCAUUACUAGUCAAAAUCAUCUCACAUGCCAGCGACUUACAAAGCUCAGCCUCAAAAAUGAACCGUGCCUUACGAGAAUUCCGUAUUCGCGGAGUAAAAACCAAUAUUCCCUUUUUGUUAAAUGUUUUGGAAAAUCAAAAGUUCUUACACGGUGUUUUAGACACGUACUUCAUUGACGAACAUCCACAACUCUUCCAAUUCCGUAUAUCACAAAAUCGCGCCCAAAAAUUAUUAAGUUAUCUGGGUGAAGUAUUGGUUAACGGACCACAGACCCCAUUGGCUACACCCUUAAAACCAGCUGAAAUAUCACCACACGUACCCACCGUGCCGCUGGAUUUAUCACCCGAGGCCGUAGAGCGUGAAGAACGUGGUGAAGCUAAAGUAACGGAGCCCCCUAAAGGUCUUCGCCAAUUACUAAAAUCUCAGGGCCCUGAAGCGUUUGCCAAAGAAGUGCGCUCCCGGAAGAAUCUCAUGCUUAUGGAUACUACUUUUAGAGAUGCUCAUCACUUGUUAAUGGCUACGCGAGUGCGUUCACAUGACCUUUUAAAAAUUUCUCCAUAUGUAGCCAAUAAGUUUCAUAAUUUGUACGCCUUGGAAAAUUGGGGAGGUGCUACGUUUGAUGUUGCUCUGCGCUUUUUACACGAAUGUCCCUGGGAACGUUUGGAGGAGAUGCGUAAACUGAUUCCCAACAUUCCAUUCCAAAUGUUAUUGCGAGGUGCUAAUGCUGUUGGUUAUACCAACUACCCGGAUAACGUGGUCUAUAAAUUCUGUGAAUUAGCGGUCCAAACUGGCAUGGACAUUUUCCGUGUCUUUGAUUCUCUUAACUAUUUACCCAAUUUAAUUUUGGGCAUGGAAGCGGCAGGCAAAGCUGGUGGUGUAGUAGAGGCAGCUAUAUCUUAUACGGGUGAUGUUAGUGAUCCGAAUCGCAGCAAAUAUGACUUGAAGUACUAUACAGAUUUAUCAGAUGAAUUGGUUAAGGCUGGCACACAUGUUCUUGCUAUUAAAGACAUGGCUGGCCUAUUGAAGCCUCAAGCUGCCAAAUUAUUGAUCUCUGCCAUACGCGAUAAACAUCCUGAUGUUCCUAUUCAUAUACACACUCAUGAUACUUCAGGAGCGGGUGUGGCUUCUAUGUUGGCUUGUGCGGAAGCAGGAGCCGAUGUAGUGGACGUAGCCGUUGAUUCUAUGUCGGGCAUGACUUCCCAACCAAGCAUGGGCGCUAUAGUGGCGUCUUUGCAAGGUACGCCCUCAGAUACCGCAUUCGAUUUGAGUAGCAUUUCCGAAUAUUCCGCAUUCUGGGAACAGACACGUACUUUAUAUGCACCUUUCGAAUGUACCACUACCAUGAAAUCUGGCAAUGCUGACGUUUACAUGAAUGAAAUUCCUGGUGGCCAAUACACCAACCUACAAUUCCAAGCCUUCUCUUUAGGUUUAGGAGAUCAAUUCGAGGAUAUAAAGAAGUCUUACCGCGAAGCCAACUUACUCUUAGGUGACAUAAUAAAAGUGACUCCCUCUUCCAAAGUGGUCGGAGAUUUAGCCCAGUUCAUGGUCCAAAAUAAACUGACAGCUGACCAAGUGUUAGAGAAAGCCGAGGAGCUAUCCUUCCCUAAAUCGGUAGUGGAAUUUUUGCAAGGUUCUAUAGGUACUCCACACGGAGGCUUCCCUGAACCAUUCCGUUCUCGUGUCCUCAAAGAUAUGCCUCGUGUCGAGGGACGCCCAGGCGAAAAGCUACCACCUUUGAACUUUGACAAGUUAAAGAAAGACCUUAAAGAGACUCAUCCUAACGUCAACGAUCGUGAUGUUAUGUCUGCAGCACUCUAUCCGGCCGUCACUGAAGAAUACCUACACUUCCGCGAAGCCUACGGGCCUGUUGAAAAAUUAGACACCCGUAUAUUCUUGAUUGGUCCUAAAGUUGGUGAGGAAUUCGAAGUCAAUUUACAGAAAGGCAAAACACUCAGUUUGAAAACUCUGGCCAUGGCUGAAGAUUUAACACCCAAUGGUGAACGCGAGGUGUUCUUCGAAAUGAAUGGCCAACUGCGAUCAGUUUUAAUACGUGAUAAAGAAGCUGUUAAGGAACUACACAUACACCCGAAGGCAUCCAAGAGCAACAAAAAUGAGGUAGGAGCACCCAUGCCUGGUACCGUAAUUGAUGUUCGCGUUAAAGAGGGUGACAAAGUAGAAAAAGGCCAACCAUUGCUCGUAUUGUCUGCAAUGAAAAUGGAAAUGGUGGUUCAGUCUCCAAAAGCGGGCGUUGUCACGAAACUGGAAGUCAGCAAUGGCAUGAAGCUAGAUGGUGACGAUUUGCUGAUGCUGGUGGAAUAAAGAAAAUAUAACAGUGAAUAAUACAGUCCAGUUAUGGAUUCCUACGAAAGUUCAAAUGUACGAUAACAAAUGACAUAUAUAAGUAGAUAUCUAAGCCGAACACAAAAAUUUCUAUCGUGUCCAAGUGUUAUUUCUUGUUUCCUUUGCACAAGCUAUAUUUGUUAGAAAUAUUUUUCAUUUAUUUUUCUA